Molecule: messenger RNA, 3615 nt
Organism: Gaeumannomyces tritici R3-111a-1
Lineage: Eukaryota; Fungi; Ascomycota; Sordariomycetes; Magnaporthales; Magnaporthaceae
Product: pectinesterase
Exons: 2
Coding region: 2203-3330 (375 amino acids)
Biological process (GO): cell wall modification
Molecular function (GO): pectinesterase activity
Source: RefSeq, a predicted model, not a curated record
GCAGCCAUAUACCGAAUAUGGCACGGGUCUUUUUUUUCUUUUUUCUUCUUCAUGCUCCCCAAUGUGUUUGUACUGCAUUACAGAUAAGCUACCACCCAGGGGUUGCAUUCCAACACUUGCCGAGAUGUCGAACCGGUCAAUCGAGCCGUGCUGUGAUAGGCCGAGUUUAUUUUGACUAGGCACGCCGUUGCCGCGAUUGGCAACGGCAACCCCUUCCUCCCGCUUUGGCAUGGGUUGCUCUGUCAUCGAAUUGCAUGGAAUCACUAUAGCUCCGGCUUGGCCUCAGACGGCGCGUCAGACAGCGGAGGCAACCUCGUCCCCAAAAAGGCCUCCACCUCGUCGAGUUCCUCCAGGCAUGCCGAGUGGCCCAUUCUGUCGAAUUUCGGGUCAACACAGGUCAGCAUUUCAGCCGAGACUCUCCCGAGCUCGGUGGCGAGCAGACAGCUACUGUCAAGGAAGCACGACGUACGGGUAUGUUCGCAUGGUGACGUUGUAGCCGGCCUCCUUAAGGAAGCCGUGUGAUAGUAUGCCCAUGGCGGUGGGCACAACGACGUCCUGUGUCCCGUGUGCCAUGAAGAUGGGCGUUUCCUUGUUGAGCUCAGGGUCGGGAAGCAGUCCCUCGAACUUGGACGCGAGGAGAAGGUACGCAGACAGGCCCACGAUGCCCGCCAGCUUGACCUUGGCGGUGAGCCCCGAAAAGAUGGAAAUGGCACCUCCCUGUGAGAAGCCGCCGAGCACGAUACGGUCCGCGGGGAUGCCUGAGUCGAUCUCCUGCUGGAUCAGGUUGUGGAAGUAGGCUUGGCUGGUCAUGAUCCCGGCCUCGUCCUCGUUCUCGCGUAGGCUCUCGGGGGUCCCGUCGAGACUAGCCUGGAAGGCGAGCAAAACAAGGUCUGUGUCAGGAUGAAGAGGCGCAGCAGGAUCUCGAUCCCGCACUUAUUGGAGGCUCAUGUCCAUACACGAGAGGACCUACUUACGAUGUCGUACCAACCGGGCAUUCUCAUACCACCCUAUCGUCGGGGGAGUAAUCCGCACCAAGAGUUAGCCGACGGGAAAGGGGUCGAGGCCAGAUAUGAACAGCCACGACGCUGUUGCUGAUGCCACCGCCGCACAGGCCAAAAUACGACGGCGCGUGUGACCCGAGCGAUGCCCUACGGAGCUGAACUUACGUUGCAGGUGAUGGGGAUGGACGGCGCAUGCGGCAGGAUAAACUUGACCUGGUCCAGCUUUGACCUCCGGCGCCAGUUCUCAACUGCCGAGGCCCAUCCGUGGCCGCUGUCGCCGAGGCCGUGGACGAAGAUGACGGUGGCGGUAUGUCGAGCCACGGCCGGGAAGCGGAGGGGUGCUGCGCGGACAGACAUGGUGGCGGGAGGUUAUGGACAAACUAGGGGGAGGAGAAAUAGAAUGAGAGUGAGACAAAGCAACCGGGAGUCGCCAAAAAUCGAUCAAAAGUCGCAAUGCGCGAUGGUGCUCUGACUGGUUGAUCACGUCCCGUCGCGAUGUCAGUCGAGUUAUCUAACACGCCGAUUCCAUGUCGUCAGCACCCAGGCAAGCGUAAAGACGAGCGCCCAGGACCCCACCAACCGACGGAAGCAGCGUCACGUGGGCUUAAGACAGCCACGUUGACGCCACAGAGACCAGGAACUGAGCCUCCCCCAGAGAGAUGCCCUGGCACCCUGGCCAGGCUCCGUCUGCAGAUCGAUUCCACAGCGACCACACCCCUACCGCACCGCCAAGACGCCGGAAUUUAUCCACCAACUGGACUUGGGCGGCGCCUAAAUUCUUCCACAGCUGGAGGCACAUCAGCCGCAGCUGCACGAUGCCGCCGGCAGCCAGGCGAGCCAAGUAAAAAAGCAAAAAGCCGGCAGCGGAACCUCCUCUUCUUCAGUCGGCCUCUCCCCGCCUCCAAAACAAAGCAGACCAGGACGCUGGCGUCUGGGAUACGCCCGUCCCCUGGCCGGCAAGCAAAACGGGCUGCCCCUCUCCGCACCUCUGCAUUAUUUUACAAUGUUACUGUGGCCUUGUUGGUGGGGAUUGCCGGCCGUUUAGGGGAAUUAAAAGAAAGUCCACCAGUCGGCCGGCAGAAGGGCCAGUGGCCUGACGGAACGGGCUUGUUGUCGCAGGUGCCUGUCUUUAAUCUAUGUAUUUACGUAGGUAUACACGUGCCGCGUUGGGAGCCUGUCGCCGAGCUACCUACCUAAGUAGAUGGUUGUUAUAAAGAGGACCGAGACCGUUUCCCUAGAUCUUCCGUUUGCCCCUGAGCCCUGCCCUUCAGCCAGCAUCCACCACCACGUACCCCGGAUCUCGGCAGUUCCCCCUCAGCCCACUCCCCCCAACACGAUGAAGAGCUUCUCCGUCCUCGUCUCGCUGGCCACGGCGGUCCUGGCCGCUAGCCGGACCAGCGCGCCGUCGGGCUGCAUCACGGUGAGCAAGGGCGGCGGCAGCGGGCGCUUCGCCACCAUCCAGGCGGCCGUCAACUCGCUGUCGACGAACUCGACAGCCGACCAGUGCAUCUUCAUCGACCAGGGCACGUACGGCGAGCAGGUGCUGGUGCCGUCGCGCCAGGCCCAGCUGACCGUGUACGGCUACUCGACCGACACGGACUCGCACGGCGCCAACGGCGCCACCAUCACGAGCAACAAGAGCCAGAAGGACGGCCUGUCCAACGACGAGACGGCCACGCUGCGCGUCAAGGCCGCCGGCUUCCGCCUCUACAACGUCAACGUCAACAACGGCCUCGGCGAGGGCAGCCAGGCCGUCGCCCUCAGCGCCUACGCCGACAGCGGCUACUACGGCUGCCGCUUCACGGGCUUCCAGGACACCGUGCUCGCCAACACGGGCAAGCAGCUGUACGCCAAGUGCCUGAUCCAGGGCGCCACCGACUUCAUCUUUGGCCAGAACGCCGCCGCCUGGUUCCAGAAGAGCGACAUUCGCGUGCUCGGCAAGUCCCUGGGCUACAUCACGGCAAACGGCCGCGACUCGGCCUCCAACCCGUCCUACUACGUCUUCAACUCGUGCAACAUCCAGGCGGCGUCGGGCAACAACGUCCCCGCAGGCGCCUACUACCUCGGGCGGCCGUGGAGGGCCUACGCGCGCGUCGUGUUUCAGUACACCUCCAUGACCAACGUCAUCAACUCGGCCGGCUGGAGGAUCUGGAACAGCGGCGACGAGCGCACGAGCAACGUGCUCUUCGGCGAGAUCGGCAACUCGGGCCAGGGCUCCCAGGGCACGCGCGCCCGCUUCGCCACCAAGCUGGGCCAGGGCGUCGCCAUCAACUCCAUCCUCGGCGGCAGUUACCAGAGCGAGAAGUGGUACGACGCCUCGUACAUGUAGAGGGAGGGAGAACAACCCGGUCCGCGGCUGGAACGGUACGCGAUUUAAGGCUGGAAAUGGGGCUUUUGCCUUUUCCAGGCUCCCGGUAUUGCACGGUUGUACGCACUUCGCUUCUCUUGUCUAUAUUGCCUGCCUCCAUGCCUGAGUGCCUAUUUUUGGCGUACAUGGCAUAUAAAUGCUUUCUGUAUAUAUGCCUCACAUAUUCAUUCAUUGCGGUUGCCCCCAGCUCCCAGGCUGUAAAUUCUCAUCAUGCAAACCGCUCCACCACCUUGCAGCUCUGCCCCG